AUGAGGCCCUUAUUUUUACGCCUGCUCGCGUGCGUGGCCGGCGUCGCGUACGCCCAGGACAGCAGUCCUGGAGCGCCAGUGCACCCAGGUCAGCCGGAAGACUGCAAUGGCUGGCAUAAGGUCGUGAGCGGCGACGACUGCCAGUCCGUACCGAGGGACUAUGGCAUCACCUUUGACCAAUUUCUCGAAUGGAACCCAGCCGUCUCCAGCGACUGCUUGACUAACUUUUGGCUCGGCCAGGCGUACUGCGUGAGCACCGGUGAGCGAGCGAGCAGCGCACAGCCGACAGCAAGUGAGCCACUGUCUUCUUCUACCUCUUCUGUACCUUCCGCGCCGUCCAGCGACGUCGAGACGUCCAGCUUGGCAUCGUCGACUAUCCAAGAAGAGUACUCUACCCGCCAUCCGUCCAUCACCUUCAACAUCACGUCUACCACCAUUGACAGGGCUUGGCCACCGGAAAAAACCAAGGAAGGUUCGACACCAGAUCAGCCUAGACGAGCUUGGAAUCCUGUCCUCGACCAAGAUUGCAGCGGCCUCUUUGUAAACUGGUGGGUGUGUGUCGGGGUUCGGCCCCAAGGCGCACCCGCACAGUUCGAGUGGUCGACAGAGCCGCCAGACUUCACGCUCCCUGGAAAGCCGACGGACCACACACGUACCACCUUUCCGUCGGCGGACGGGACUUUCGUGCCCUCGCCAUCGCAUGGGCCCAUGCCGAUCUCGUGCAGCGGCUUCCACCGCGUGGAGAGCGGCCAAAACUGUGAAAAUGUCAUCGCCCAGUACGGCUUCAUCACCAAGGAGCAGUUUUUGGCGUGGAACCCUGCGCUGAGAGGCAACUGCAAUGGGCUCUGGGCUAACAACUUUUAUUGCGUGGCCAACUUUGAAAAAGGUCUGCCGCUGCCAUCGCACGCCACAGAGAAACCAGCGACACUCCCGUCGGGCAGUCCUAGCGACUGCGUCGCAUGGUAUGAGACCACGGGCGGAGACGGCUGCGCGCUUGUUGCUGACAUGUUUGGCACCUUUGCGGCGGAGGACUUCAUCGACUGGAACCCUAGCGUGUUGGACGACUGCUCGGGCAUCCAGGACCACGUCUGGUACUGUGUGGCUAAAGAGGACACACCCACCACCCGCACCAACACGCCCUCGGUAUCCACGGCGCCCGCGACUCGCCCUACGCAGUCAGGAGUGGCAGAUGACUGCACUGACUGGUGGCUGGUUGGGCUGGAUGAUGAUUGCGAACAGAUCUGCGACGAAACGGGCAUCAGUCCAACGAACCUGACGACCUGGAACACGGCCAUCGACGACGACUGCCAAGGCCUGGAGGUUGACAAGUAUAUCUGCGUCGGUGUCGAUGGAGAGUCGGACACGGACCCCAUUACGACCACGAGUGAUGAUUCGCCACCCGCUAGCACCGAGGUGGCCUCAACGACGUCUGCGGCCGACGACGAGGCAGUGAAGGUGCCGCAGCCCGUCCGUGAAGGCAUGACUGACAGCUGUCGUCAGUUUUAUAUGCAGCAGGAAGGCGAGUUCUGCUACGACAUGGCCGUCAAGAACGGCGUGUCUCUCGAGUAA
This is a messenger RNA of Emericellopsis cladophorae, 1569 nucleotides long. RefSeq names its product carbohydrate-binding module family 50 protein. The record is from RefSeq and is a predicted model, not a curated record. The coding region runs from base 1 to 1569 and encodes 522 amino acids. The transcript has 3 exons. Lineage: Eukaryota; Fungi; Ascomycota; Sordariomycetes; Hypocreales; Bionectriaceae.